Bursaphelenchus xylophilus (pine wood nematode) is the source of this 1703-nucleotide messenger RNA. The record is from the annotation of a GenBank genome assembly. NCBI's taxonomy places the organism in Eukaryota, Metazoa, Nematoda, Chromadorea, Rhabditida, Aphelenchoididae.
AUGGAUUCAUCAUUAUUUUCACGAGAUCCUCUACCAGAAGCGGCCGCAUUCCGCCUUUGCACCCGAGGUAUAAUGGCACGCGGAAGUGCUGAAAAAGGAAGAAAAGUAAGCUUGGGAUGAUAAUCAUCUUGAUGGACAUUGGAAUUGCAUUCUGAUAGGUACUUUAUUUUUAAAUUUCAGAGUCGAACUACGAUUGGAACGAGAAGAGGCGAGACCCGAGGGCGUGGAGGGUUGGCUCGACGGAAAUACACGGAAGGAGCAAACCGCUGCUCGGUGGAGAAGCAGACCACCACCAACAACGAAGCCCCGAGGGUCGCCAUCGCGGCCAAAUUCGUCCAUAAAGGAUUACCAAAAGACAGCGGUAAUUCUGUAAGUUUGCUUAGCUUACAUUAUCUAUGGACUGUGUACACCAUAGACUGAGAUUAACGAAAACAGAAAGGGAGUUUCGAGGGGCCCAUCCUGUAUAGUGUUGUGGUAGUAAGCCGAUAUUUUAUUAGUACGGUAGCAUUUGGUAAUAACAUUAAGCCGAAUUUAAUCCAUUUAAUUUCAGGAGCAUUCGAAGCCCGGAAAUUCUAAACAGGCAGCCUGUAAGCUGUGGUUUGAUCAAGUGUACGAUUUGGGAUUACCUAAGCUACGAAAAGAGUUUGUUCACAAAAUCAAACUGUCUAAUCCCGAUGGUGCUCACGAAGCUUGCAUGGCAGAAGCAAACUUCAGUAAGAACAGAUACGAUGAUGUUUUCUGUUGGACAAGACCCGGAUCAAAGUCCAUAUUAAUCCAGAGAAAGGUAAUCAAAAAAAUUAUGUCGUUUAAUACGCACAUUUUCAGACGAUUACAUUCAUGCCAGCGCCGUCGAGGUCCAUUCUGAAUUGACUUACAUCUGUGCCCAAGGUCCAAUGGAGAAUACAGUAGCCCAAUUCUGGUUGAUGUGCAUCCAAGAAGAUGUCCGUGUCAUCCUCCAAUUGUGUCAGAAUACUGAAGAUGGAAAAGAGAAGUGCUCGGAGUACAUGACCGGAGGGAAAUUAGACUGGGUGACCUAUGGACCAGUCCAAGUCAAGCAGGUGGACUACCAGAAGAAUGUGGCCGGAACCAAGAAGGUGAACAGAACCAAAAUACAAGUCAAGUUCAACGAUAAGGUCCAUUCCUGUACCCAUCUACUGUAUGCGGGAUGGCCAGAUCAUGGAGUGCCGGAGAGUGUGGCCACUUGUCGAGAAGUCAGGAAUUUGGUCCACAAGUAUUAUGAAAAAAAGCCCAUCGUCAUCCAUUGUUCGGCAGGCGUUGGCAAGGAUAAUCUUUUUAAUUAAGGCGUACAAGGGCUUCGUAAUGUUACAUUAUUUCGAUGUUUAUAGGAAGGACAGGAACAUUUGUUGCGAUAGAAAUGGUUUGUUACAAACUGAUGCACGAAGAGAACGCGAACUUCACAAUGCUGGAACUUGUUAAAAACCUCAGAGAACAAAGAAUGCAUGCCGUCCAAAACGAUCAGGUAUUUCUUGUUUCUUAUACUGAGUACUGUAUUUGUAAUGGCACCUUUUGUUUUGGUAUAUUUACAGCAAUAUUGCUUCAUCAUACGAUGUGUGAUCGAAAUUCUGGUGGCAGAGGACUGCUUGUCGCGCAAUCCCCGCGUCAUACAAUUCAUCCAGGACUUCGAGGAAAUGGUUGAACGGAAGAAGAAACAACGAGCCGCCAAAGCCGUCGAGAAAGAUUAA